This is a messenger RNA of Ricinus communis (castor bean), 2779 nucleotides long. Its product is annotated as cysteine--tRNA ligase 2, cytoplasmic-like. NCBI's taxonomy places the organism in Eukaryota, Viridiplantae, Streptophyta, Magnoliopsida, Malpighiales, Euphorbiaceae. Gene Ontology annotation, biological process: cysteinyl-tRNA aminoacylation. Gene Ontology annotation, molecular function: ATP binding; cysteine-tRNA ligase activity. The record is from RefSeq and is a predicted model, not a curated record. Gene Ontology annotation, cellular component: cytoplasm. The transcript is spliced from 8 exons.
UUAUUUCACUUGGUUAUCUUUCCUGGAAAACCGAAUUUAUAAUAUAAUUUUUCCUAAUUCCACCGAGACAUGAAUCAUCAUCGACCGACCUUUGUGUGACAGCACUGCGUCGCUAUAUGGCCGUGUCGUAGAUUUUUAUAGUUUCCAUUAUCGUCGUUUGGACACCGGCCCUGCCGUAACGUUUAAGUGCACCGCCAUUUCUGUCGCCUACAAUAGCUCCUCCCUUUGUGGCUGCGGUGGCUCUUUCUCAAAUUGACAAAACCUGGUGAGCUGCAAUUGUCAGAAUGGCGAAGAUGGUGGAAUUUAAAGUAUACAGUAGAAUAAGUAGACAUUGGAAGUCUUCAAGCCACGUGUCCCCCGAAAAGUCGGCAUGUACGUCUGUGGUGUCACUGCCUAGGCUCCGAGCCACAUCGGUCAUGCACGCGCCGCCGUUAUUUUUGAUGUCCUUUUCAUGUCCCUAUCUAUCUUUUAUGCAAUUCAACCUUCUUUUUUUUUAUAUAGUUAUUUCUUUGUUUUGAUUAUGUGUAUUUUUUUUAUUGUAUAACAUAUUGAUAAAUAGAAUUUUAUUGAUAAUACAUGGCAAUGUGGUUGACAUAUGCUGCAUAGAAUAUGAAAAUGAAUGCAAAUUAAGGAAAUUUGUGAAUUUAGAAGGAUGAUGGAUUGAAUUGUUUUGCACAUAAUUAAGCGAGCAAAUGAGAGUGAUGAGGAUCCAUUUUCUUUAAGUAGCAGAUUUUGCGAGGAAUAUCUUGUUGACAUGGAUUGUCUGCAGUGCCUUCAUCCUACGCAUCAGCCACAUGUGACCGAUCACAUAGAACAGAUCAAGAAUAGGAUCACACAGGUUGGUUAUUGUUAAAAAACACGAAUAUGGAGUCUCAGAGGUUGUCAGUGUGUUAUGGAAGAGAAGGAGGGCUUACAAGUCCGGCGCACUUUGAUUUUAAUUGACAACUGUAGAUAUUGUUUCAAGUACAAUCUCUGUCUCUCCAAUAUAUAAUGGUAAUUUAUUACUAAUAAACAUGCAAAGUUAUUGCGAAGCUGCAGCAGGUAGCUUGUGCUUGGCGCUGUAUUGUGAGUUAUCUAUAUUGGUCCUUGGUGAUUGAAUUAAUGCAUAUUGGAAACAUCAGAACUAGUUUAACACAGACUGGGGAGACAAUUUAAAAAUUUUGUAGUCUGCUAUUUGUUUUAUCAGUAAAUAAAUAAAUAAUUGGUGUGAAUAGUUUAAGAACAUUGCAUUUUAUAUUUGUGUUUAUUUAUUUCUUAUUAAUUUUGCUGAUGUUCAACUGCGCUGCACUUACAUGUCAAGUGUUGCUAAAAUGUUCAAGAGAAGUAAAUCCUUUGCCUGUUAAGGAGCUUCAGUUGUCUUCAGAAUAUCAACAAUGGUUUGCGUACGCCUCUGAAGGGGAUGUCUUCUUUUCUGUUGAUGAAUUCCCAAAUUACGGUCAGUUGUCUGGUCAGAAACUGGAAAACCAUAGAGCUGGUGAACGUAAUCCUGAUUCCAGAAAACAGAAUCCUGCAGACUUUGCACUAUGGAAGGCUGCUAAACCAGGCGAGCCAAGCUGGGAAAGCCCAUGGGUUCCUGGAAGACCGGGGUGGCAUAUAGAGUGCGGUGCAAUGAGCGUACAGUGUCUAACCUUCAAGUUUGAUAUCCAUGGUGGUGGAAGUGAUCUAAUUUUUCCACAUUAUGAAAAUGAGAUGACUCGAAGCAUUGCUACAUGCCAAGAAAGCAAUGUGAGUUAUUGGAUGCAUAAUGGGCAUGUUACCAAUAACAACGAGAAAAUGUCAAAGUCCCCGGGUAACUAUUUCACAAUCAGGUAGGUUACUGAAUGAUACCAUCCAUUGGCUGUGAGACAAUUUCUAAUGAGCGCACACUACCGUUCUCCCCUCAGUUACACUGUUUUGCUGCUGGAAAGUGCAUCAGACUCAAUCUUUUACAUUUUUCAGACAUUGCAAGAUUGCGAGGAUGCUUUAUCAUUGUUUGAAGAUGGAAGUUUGAAGGAGGGUGCAGGACAGAAUAGCAAGGUGUUUGGAAUUACUGCUGAUGCCAAAAAAUGCAUCAAUACACAUCGUGAUGAGUUUGAAACAAAAAUGUCACAUGAUUUGAGCACUUCACAUAUAUUGACUGGUGCUUUCCAAGAUGCCUUGAAGUUCAUUAAAAGUUCCAUAAGCAUGCUGAAGAAGAAACUGCAAAAGCAACAACAAUUAUCAUUGAUUCAAUCUCUUACUGAAAUAAAGAAAGAAGUAAAACUGGUAUUGAAUAUCUUAGGACUUAUAUUUGGUGACUCCUGGCACUUUUGGUGAGUAGUUAAAAGACAAGGCAAUUAAAAGGGCUGGAGUAACAGAAAAUGAUGUGCUCCGUAGUAUUGAGGAAAGAACUCAAGCUAAGAAAAAUAAGGAAUUUUCAAGAAGUGACAAGGUGAGGGAUGAUUUGGCUGCUGAAGGCAAUUGCUAAUGGAUGUGGGCAAGGAAACAGUUUGGAGACCAUGUGUUCUGUUGAACAAGACCCGGAGGCCGUAUCUGUUGUAAAAGAGCCAAAUCCACCACCAGCAAUAGCAAGUUGAUGUUUGGUUCCAGCUCUUAGUUGCAAGUUGUAGAGGCCCAAAAACCGGAUUACACAAAAUCAAAUCAAGAAAACUAAUAUUGAUUCUAACCUAACGCUGUUCAUUGUUGUAACAUUGAGGGGCUUUUACUUGUAAUGGCCUUCUUACAGGACACGAUAUAGAAUUCAUCAUAAAUUUGCAAUUUUGUUUUUCCCAUGAAAUCCAGGAAUCUAUGGGUUGGUACU